This is a messenger RNA of Branchiostoma belcheri (Belcher's lancelet), 2398 nucleotides long. Its product is annotated as probable methyltransferase-like protein 15. Gene Ontology annotation, biological process: rRNA base methylation. Gene Ontology annotation, molecular function: rRNA (cytosine-N4-)-methyltransferase activity. NCBI's taxonomy places the organism in Eukaryota, Metazoa, Chordata, Leptocardii, Amphioxiformes, Branchiostomatidae. The record is from RefSeq and is a predicted model, not a curated record. The coding region runs from base 97 to 1275 and encodes 392 amino acids. The transcript is spliced from 4 exons.
GUGAACGUUUACUUCCGUUCAGUAAGAGUUCGAAGGUCACGGUCGUGAUUGUGAUGACAUUCGGGACUCGUUGCACGCGUUGUGCAUUUUCAUAAAAUGUUUACAGUUGAGUCGCACGGAUUUCGUCUUCUAAGAAGACUGUCAGCCGCUGUGUACGGAAAGCGGAAUGUUGGGUCCGCUGCCGAACACAUGGGCGACUCGAGACUUUUGGCAGACGACAGUGACCACAUGUGGGUGGGGGAGGGGGGCGGUAGGUCGGGAAUGCAGCACACUCCAGUGAUGGUCCGAGAGGUUCUAGACUGUUUAGAUCCUCAACCAGGACAGGUGUAUGUGGAUAUGACAUUUGGUGCUGGAGGCCACACGAAGGCUAUACUGGCAGCACAACCGGACACCGUUGUGUAUGCCAUGGACAGGGACCCUGCUGCACACAACAUGGCACAGAACAUGGCCAAGCAGUAUGGCAGAGCCAUCCGUCCCGUGCUGGGCCGCUUCAGUGAGCUGCUGUACCUGCUGAGUUCCCAGAACGUGCAGGAGAACACCGUGGAUGGAUUCCUGUUUGAUGUAGGAGCCUCCUCCAUGCAGUUUGACCAGGGUGGCCGAGGGUUCGCUCUGAGCCAGGAUGGGCCACUGGACAUGCGGAUGGAUGGGGAGAGGUUUGGGAACAAACAGCCGACAGCAGCAGAUGUGGUAAACUCCCUGGGUGAGGAUGAUCUGUAUGGCAUUAUUAAGACAUACGGGGAGGAGAGACAUGCACGGAAGAUUUCCUCUGCGAUUGUGGAUGCUCGAAACAAGAGACCAAUCACAACAACCAAACAGCUCGCUGGGAUCGUGGCUUCUGCACUUGCUCCUCCUGGUGUUUUCUUUAGCUUUGACAAACUGAACCGGGCAGUUCACCCAGCCACAAAAACUUUCCAAGCCCUUAGGAUCUUUGUGAAUGACGAGCUGAAUGAACUGUACCAAGGACUGCAGGCUGCUAGAUACUUUUUAAAACCUGGUGGGCGUGCCAUUGUGAUAACUUUCCACUCUCUGGAAGAUCGUGUUGCAAAACGAUAUUUCCAAGGUGCGAACAUAAGGCAGCACGGUGGGACGAGUAUUCACCAGAAGAAGCGAGAGGGGGACCUUCUGAAGGAGGAGGGACUUCCAGAGGUGGAAAUGCAGGGGCCGAGGAAGGAGUGGACAAUACUGACCAGUAAGGUGAUGAGACCACACUGGGCUGAAGUGAUGGAGAAUCCGCGAGCAAGAUCAGCUAAGCUUCGAGCUGCCAUCAAGAACUAAGUUCAUUGUACAAAUGGGUGCAACUACAGCUGGACACUUGCAUGAGGAUGAACUUGCAUUUCCCUACAGCGUGGUUGUCACUCCAAGACAUCAUGUCAUAUCUACAGGCAUAACAACAGAUGACUGUUCCUACAAGGUAAAUCUUUGAUAACAGAUUGUGUCAUCACAAGGAUAUGCCUCUGUCAACCUGGUUUCUAUAGUCACUUUGAAGAGUGUGCAAGCAGCUAGCCAGAAUCUUUGACCAGAAACUUUAGAUCUUGAAACUGGUAAGAGGAAUGUAAUGGAAAGAUUUGUACAUUUGUAGUACAUGUGUAGUUAAUUGUACAGUGGGAAGGAGGGACAUCAGAAAAGUUUUUAAACUUCCUCUACCCUCCAUAUGGAUCAGUCCAUGGAGCUAGCAAACCUUCAAAGCCAGUGACCAUUUUUGGUCCUAAGAUGAAAGACCCUGUCUGCCUGACUUGCUGUCAAAACAUGGAGAGAGCUGCAUUGUGUUAUGAAGUUAUGCUAGCAUAAGACAAAAUGAUUUCCAGUAUGUUGUGUCAGUCCAACUUGAAUCAAGUAGCAAACAGUUAGAAAUCAUCAAAACAGGAAACACUGAUGUUGAUUGUUUAUUGAUACUUUCACUGUGAUAUUUCUUAUUAACUGCUCUUUAACUAUAUGGUGCUAGCAUAAACAUUAGAUCUAAUGCAUUAUGAAAUACUUCAUUAUAUAUUGUUGGGAGGAAAGCUGCCAUACUACAAGUUUCUUAUUUCCAUGUCUUCAUAUGAAAACACCGUUUACAGAUUUACAAAGUUCAGAUGUUGACCUUACAGAGUGUGACCCAAACAUAUUCACAAAUAACCUUCAAAACAUUGCAACUUGUACAUGUAUGCAGAACAAAUUGUUCUCAGUUUUGGCAUGCCCUGCACAUAGUAAGCUCGGCAAUCACUUGCUUUGUGUGAUAAACAAAGCAUGACCCAUUUCAUACCUUUGUGGUAAUAACAGAUAUUAUGGGUCAAUAAAUUAAGGCAAAAACAUAGCCUAUUUAGCUAGAUUUAACACUUUCAUAGACAGUAAAGUAGACCAUGAACAAGAGCCCAAACCUCCCCUAAGGCAGCAUAUAGCUCCUAUAUAGCAUAUAGCU